Molecule: messenger RNA, 603 nt
Organism: Guillardia theta CCMP2712
Lineage: Eukaryota; Cryptophyceae; Pyrenomonadales; Geminigeraceae
Exons: 2
Coding region: 1-603 (200 amino acids)
Biological process (GO): ribosomal large subunit assembly
Cellular component (GO): nucleolus
Molecular function (GO): protein binding
Source: RefSeq, a predicted model, not a curated record
AUGAUCUUUCCGCACGACUCUACCUUUGCUGCUGCCGGCACCUGGGACUCCACCAUCCUCGUGUGGAGCUUGGCGAGCGGGAGGGUCGUGAGGAGGUGGAGGGCACAUGAUGCAGCUGUGCUGACGCUCGACUUCUCGCGUGAGAGAAGAAUGCUCGUCAGUGGCAGCGUCGGGGACGAGGGACGAGUCAAGGUGUGGAGGAGCAGGAGGGAGGAUCUUCUCUGCUCCUCAGACCCUCUUGGCUCGCUGCUCCUGGACGUUGCCUGGUCGCCGGACGGCAAGCUGCUCGUCGCCUCCUCCUUUACAGGCUCACUCUUCCUGUGGAACUUCGACGGGGAGAGAAUGAGCGGCCAGCGCUUGCUAGGAGAGCACGAGACGUCUGUGAGCUGCGUCAAGUUCGAUCCGAUGAGAAAGGACGUCGUAGCGAGCGGAGGGUGGGACGGAGAGGUUGUCUUGUGGAAUGUGGAGAAGGGAGAAGAGGAGGGACGAUUCAGAGGGAGUUCGACAGGAGUCUCGAACAUCUUCUUCGCUUCUUCGUCGCUUGUCUUGAGCGUGGAUGAGGAGUUUAAUGUUUCAGAGCAUACCAGAGCAGCGAGCAAGUGA